This is a messenger RNA of Orbilia oligospora ATCC 24927, 519 nucleotides long. RefSeq lists its product as uncharacterized. Bases 1 to 519 code for a protein of 172 amino acids. Gene Ontology annotation, biological process: glutathione catabolic process. The transcript has 3 exons. NCBI's taxonomy places the organism in Eukaryota, Fungi, Ascomycota, Orbiliomycetes, Orbiliales, Orbiliaceae. The record is from RefSeq and is a predicted model, not a curated record. Gene Ontology annotation, molecular function: gamma-glutamylcyclotransferase activity; glutathione specific gamma-glutamylcyclotransferase activity. Gene Ontology annotation, cellular component: cytoplasm.
AUGAGUAAUCCCUUAAACGACGGCGAAGACUUCUGGAUAUUUGGAUAUGGCGAGGACCAUCGUGGGACACCCGAAGCUCCUGGUCGCGUUGUCACUCUGAUAGCACACGAGACGGACGAGCCCGUAUGGGGUGCAGCAUAUCUCAUCGCACCCGCGGAGGUAGAAAGAAUAAAAGCCUACCUUGACCUCCGUGAAAUCAACGGUUACACAAUCCACCGACAUCCAGUAUACCAUAAUCUCCCGCGCGAGGAGUCCGAAGAUGUACCAAACCCCAUAUCAGCAAUCGUAUACAUUGGUACACCCGACAAUCCACAAUUCGUCGGACCUCCCGAGUCCAUUCACGCACUGGCGCAACACAUCCUGAAUUCUCGAGGACCUUCUGGUGAGAAUAAGGAGUACCUAUACAAUUUGUAUACCGCAUUAGAACAACUAGCUCCCGAGGCCCACGACUCUCAUAUCACGGAGCUUGCGAAUACGGCUGCUGAGAUUGAAGGGAGACUUCUAAAGGACCCCAACUGA